AUGGCAGAGCCCAAGCCGGCGAGCAUGUUUAGCCUCAUCCAGCGCAUCAGCGGGGCCGGCGAUGGCAGCGGCAACGGUGACGGUCCGCACGAUGAUGACGAUGAUGACGACGAGGACGACGAAGACGAAGACGACGAGGACGACAAGCUGGCCUUUAUUGAGGAGAACCCGCCGCUGGCUGCGAUCCUCGACAAGUGGUGGCAGAGCUGCCUCACGCUGCUCGAUGGCGACCGCAACGGCACGAUCGAGCGCGACGAAUAUGUCAACUUGUACAAACGGCUCAUUUUCGGUACGUCGCGCAUGUACGGGAAGAAAGCCCAGCUGAGCGACGACAUUGAUGCGCUCAUCGAGGAAGACUGGCAGCGCGACAGUGGCGGAUUGAUCUCGAUGGACAAGCACCGGUUUUGCAUCUCCAUCUACGAGCUCGCCGAGGUGUGGGCGCGCGGCCAAAAGGUCAAGGCGUACGUCACCUAUCUCACAGAGCUCCACGAGUGGGUGUUUGUCAAGUUUGCCGACGACACUCCAAAGCCAGCCAAGAAGACACCGCGGUCAUCGACGAAACCAUCCAAGACGCCCAAGCCCAAGACGCCGCCACCGGCCAAGACACCGCCACCGGCCAAGACGCCGCCACCCGCCAAGACACCGCGUUCUUCGGGCACCAAACGGCCAAGCUCGAAACCAACACCUCAAGCCGACAUUCUCAUUCUCGCGUCGCCCGUCGUGGAGGAUCCGCCAACGGAUGUGCCUUCGGCUCCGGUGGUGGUCGUUGUCGCCGACCUGAUCGAGCCACCGACGAUUCCAAUGCCCGAGCCACAGCCGCCGACCGUCGACACGCCAAGCCUCGUGAAAGCCAGCAACUCGGUCGAAGCUCGCAUCGCACUCCAAGACCGCAUCGAGGCGUGCCAAACGCUCUUGCAGCCGCUCGCGCGCGUCUCGGAGAUCGCGUGGCUUCGCUGCACCGCGCGGGAGGCCGAGGGCGUCCUCUCCGACAGUUUGAUCACCGCACUAGAAAUCACCGAGCUCGGCGAACACGUCUGUGAAAAGCUCCGACGGGCUAUUCUGUCAGCCGAGACCGCCCAUAUCCAAGACCUCACCGCGUACGUGGACGACGCCGAGCGCGACGUGCACUUGUACAUAGCACUCGUGACCGAACUCGCCAAAGACGCGCCCCAAACAAAGUCGCCCGUGAAAAAGAAGAAGCAACUGCGGCCGCCCAAGCCCACACCGGUGCAUGGCCCGACGCACCACGAGCUGUGCUUUGGUGCGCACACCCCGUCGUUCGACUUGCCGUCGAUGCAGACGUACGCUUCACGCGUCGCCCCGUCGUACGCUGCAUACAAGUCGAAGUGCUGA
Saprolegnia diclina VS20 is the source of this 1353-nucleotide messenger RNA. RefSeq lists its product as hypothetical. The transcript has 8 exons. Lineage: Eukaryota; Oomycota; Saprolegniomycetes; Saprolegniales; Saprolegniaceae. Gene Ontology annotation, molecular function: calcium ion binding. Bases 1 to 1353 code for a protein of 450 amino acids. The record is from RefSeq and is a predicted model, not a curated record.